AAUGGGCUCUUUCGUCUCGCUCUCGAGCUCGCCGCCGGACUCGACAGCAGCAGCGGAGCUCGGAGGAAUGGCUACCGCCACGGCCAAGGUCGUGGAUCUGGACGGCGCCAUGGUGCAGUUCCCGGUGCCUGUCACGGCACGCGAGGCGCUGGCGGACGACGGAAACGGGGAUCGGACCCGUUGACAUCCCUAGCCGUGCUUCCUCUGCAGCUCCGACGAGCUCUGCUUCGACUCGCCCCCGCGCGCGUUGGCCGCGCAGGAGGCGCUCCAGCCCGGGCAACUCUACUUCGUUCUGCCCGCGUCCAUGCUCCGCCGGCCACUGUCCGGCCAGGACAUGGCCGCGCUCGCCGUCAAGGCAAGCACAGCGCUUGCCGUCGCCGCUGGCCUUACCACCUCUGGCGAAGAGUCGUCGCGGAGCAAGAAUCGGGACGCCGGCGUGGCCGUCAAGGGGCGGCAGACGGCCCGAGUGGCCCCGCUACCUGUAGCCGCGAGCAUUAAGGAGAGCCAACCCGUGGGUGUCUCCCGGAAUCACCACGCGUACAGCGCAUACGGCACACACAAGAUCACCGUGAACGACGGUGAUCGGACGGUGGGGAAGACGAGACAUGGAGCUGGCGUGCCGAGAGACAAAGAAGAGAAGAAAACAGAAGAAAAACCCAAGUAG
Phragmites australis (common reed) is the source of this 664-nucleotide messenger RNA. RefSeq lists its product as uncharacterized. NCBI's taxonomy places the organism in Eukaryota, Viridiplantae, Streptophyta, Magnoliopsida, Poales, Poaceae. The record is from RefSeq and is a predicted model, not a curated record. The transcript has 3 exons.